AUGAACUGGGUCGGGGGAUCCCGUACCAGGGUUCUGAUAAAGCAAGAAAAGAGAAAGCAAAAGGAAUAUUUUGAAAAGAAAAGGCUAAAAUCAAAAAUGAAGUUAUUAGGGGUUUUAUCCCCUGUCAAAAAUUCCACUGUCAGUUUAGACCUCCUUAACUUAUAUAUGGUAAAUCACAUAUCUUGCCAGAAGAAAACACCUGAAACUGUGAGAAAACCAAUCCAUGUGAAUAUGCAUAGAGAUAUAAAAAUGCCCUUAAGAAAGCAUGAUUUAGAACUUCCAGUGUCACCUCACAGUGUACCAUCUAAACUCUGCAUUGAUGAUCUAGAAAACAAGUAGGUUUUAUCUAGACUAGACAACAAGACAGAACUUGCCCCAAUUCAGUUGUCACAAGUCAUGGACUCACAAAGAAUGUUCGAACCUCAGUUCAACAGAACAGAAAAUUGCAGUUUCACUCUAUCAUCCUUUGCAGCAGAAUUAUCUUCAAACAGAAAUAUUACAAAACAAAAUUUCAUUCCCAGAACAGCACCUAGUCCUCAGAAAGUUGCAUGUGAAAAAAAGCAGAAUGAGCAGCUCAGUAAAGUUAAUUAUUCUAAUACUUUGGUUUCCAAAUUAAAUGAAAGUCAAGAUGCUCUCAGUCCAUCAUAUAAAACAGCACAAUUUGGGUCAUUAUUCAAUAGAUUAAACAGUUCAAGAAAUAGGAAUUUCCCUACUAGAAGGCCUGUUAGAGUUAUGGAUGAAGAUUGUAGAAGAAUGGAUGAGCAGAGACAGUCAGACUUUAUUACUGAAAAACAAUCAGCACAACAUAUUUGGAGAGAAAAAAGAAGAGAAGUUUCAAAUUUUUUUGAAGAUGUGAACCAGCCAACAACCAGCUGUAUAUCAGAGAAUUGUAACUCUUUUAUUAAUGAAAAUGUGAUCAGUUUAUUAAACAUAAAUCAACAAAGAAUAAAGAAAACCAUUGACAAGUGUGGUUAUGUCAGUAUUGGGGAUGAUUAUGCAAACACAAGUUCUGAUAAAAAUUAUUCAACUGAUAGAUGCAUUAGAAGUAUUUUUACAGAUCCAGAGUUAACUUUUAGUAAUUCUUUUAAUGAAACAAAUUAUCCAGAAAGGUGUCAGCCAAAUGAGAAGUAUCAGAAAGAGUACAACAAUAAUGAGAGAAAUACUUUUACUACAUCUUUUGAGAAGGAUUGUUACAUAGCCAGCUCUGAAAACAAAGGAAAAUUUGAAAGUGACUAUCAAGAGAAAUCACCACAGAAUGAAAUCCAGAAACAUCCAGUGAAUCAUACGAGUAAUAUCUCUUCGGAAGAAUUGCAUUCUAAGACAUCAUGGGACUUGAAAUUUGAUAAGAUUCUGGUGGAAGAAGGAGGAACCUGUUCUAUAAAAGACAGACCAACAUCUACUAAGAAAAUCUAUCUUGAUUCUUCACAGAGUAGUCAUUCUACCAGUUAUUAUUCUCCAAGGCCAACAGAUAGUUGCUUCAGUUCUAGUUCAGAGGUGCCAUCUGAAGAUGAAGAUCAAAUAUUGCAGCAUGUUGAAGAAUCAAGUAGAUCCAUCAGAAUCAAAGAAACAACUAGUAAUGUUUAUCUAGAAAGGAUGCCAAAAUUGCCAUGUGAUAGGAUUAUUAAAAACAAUGCCAAAACUCAUGAACAAAAUGAGAAUCUUCACCACCUCUCAAUGAAAAAUAAUACAGAUCAAUUUCCACAGUCUCAGUGUAAUUCAGCACACAAUUCACAGACUAAAACCAGUAAUAACUGCAUUCCACAGAUUUCAAAAUGUGAUGCAUGGGUACAAACAGACAGUGAUCCUGUAAUAGAAGACAAAUUAGAUGCUGCCAUACAAUGUGAUAUAAUUUCAGAAUGUAAAUGUAAAAACAAUGUGUCUUCUCUUUGUAAUGUUGAAAAGUGCAGUGAAAAUAUUAAGGAAGAUACCACUGGAGGGCAGGAAAUCCUUAAGAACAACUAAUAUUCUAAAAUCUCAGCCUAAGACUUAGCAUUUUACUUAAUGUUCAGAAUUUAAUUAAUGUAAUAGGGAAUGAGAAUAUGUAGCUAAGCACAAGGUAAAAGUAUUUAUAGGAUGUAUUAAUGGCUUGUUUUAAUACAGUUUAACACUAAUGUGUACAUUAAUUUAAAAUAGAUAUUUCUUUAAACAUAUAUGUAGCU
Molecule: messenger RNA, 2159 nt
Organism: Suricata suricatta (meerkat)
Lineage: Eukaryota; Metazoa; Chordata; Mammalia; Carnivora; Herpestidae
Gene: REDIC1
Product: chromosome 10 C12orf40 homolog
Exons: 13
Source: RefSeq, a predicted model, not a curated record